AUGUUAGGACAUCACAUUAAGUCUCACUUCGUGCUAGAUAAAGAUAAGCGUUUUGUGAACCAUGGGUCUUACGGUUCAGUUCCAAAAGCUGUCUGGUCCAAAUAUCAGGAAAUGAUGCUCAAGGACUUAUCAUUCCCGGAUGAAUUCACGAUCAAAGAGCAGCAGAACUUGAUGAUAAGGUCUCUUAAAGUUCUAGGUGAAUUUGUGAACACAAGUUUUGAGAACCUUGCACUUGUUCCUAAUGCCACCUCAGGCAUUUCUGUGGUUCUUAGGUCUCUCGAUCUCAAAAAGGAAGACAAAUUCCUUAUCCCGUCGACGAUUUAUGGGGCCUGUGCAAACAACAUUGACUAUCUCUCCAAGCGAAUUGGGUUCAAGGUGACAGUUCUAACUCUUGACUACCCUCUUGAAGAUGAGGAAGUUCUCAGAUUAUAUGAGGACGAGCUCAAAAGCGGUGAAUAUAAGUGUUGUUUCUUUGACGCAGUUACCUCGAUGCCGGGGGUUAGAGUACCCUAUGAAAAACUGGUGCAGCUCUCUAGAAAAUAUAAGGCAUUGAGCAUUGUUGAUGGUGCGCAUUCUGUUGGCCUUAUUGAGCUAGAUCUGGAUACCGUGAAACCUGAUUUUUAUACAUCAAAUCUUCACAAAUGGUUGUUCCUACCUCGAGGAGCAGCAUUCUUGUAUGUUGAUCCUAAACAUCAAGACCUCGUUCAGCCUUUGCCAAUCAGCCAUACUUAUAAGGAUUCCAAGUUUUACCAGAGAUUUCUGUUCACUGCGAGCAAUAACUAUACGUCUUUCUUCUGCCUAGAGGAAGCACUCAAGUUCAGGCAGGAGAUAUGUGGCGGGGAGAAGAACAUUCAAAACUACUGUUUCGGUCUAGCAAAGCAGGUGCUCAACACACUGGGUGGGCAGGACAAACUUGAAAACUCAACAGAAAGUUUGACCACAGCAAUGGUAAAUGUGAAGGUAGAUGUAUCGAGCGAAUUAUUGCAACAUAUUAAAGACCACUUUCAGGAGUUCAAAGAAUAUACCGCCAAUGGCAUGUUCGCCAGAAAUAGCUUUGUGCCAGUAGCCUAUACAACAACAUCACUGUUUGUUAGGUACAGUUGCCAAGUUUACAAUGAGCUAGAAGACUACAUAAUUGCACAUUCGAAAUUUCUUGAAGUGUUAAAGUCCUAUGAACAAACAGUAUUCACCAGAUGA
Molecule: messenger RNA, 1197 nt
Organism: Ogataea haglerorum
Lineage: Eukaryota; Fungi; Ascomycota; Pichiomycetes; Pichiales; Pichiaceae
Exons: 1
Coding region: 1-1197 (398 amino acids)
Source: RefSeq, a predicted model, not a curated record